CGCUCUUGCACUGCCGCUUCAGUGUGUACUUCACAGCUCCCUACUGCCUUCUCCGCAAUGGACUGGUCACAGACCGACGCAUUGGCUAGUAGCCGGCGUCGAAAUAGUUCAAAGCUGUCAUUAGGCUCUACUCCUUCUUCUCCCAUUUCCACGGACGCUGCGGAUGACGACGAUGGCGAUGCCCCUUUGACACCUACCGAAAGAUUGGUGGACGACGAAGAUGAGGAUGACGCGAUGUUGUCCUUGAACGGAGUCCUGUCAACCGAUGAAAAAGACGACGACGAUGAGCAUGCUUUGCGUAAUUCUUCCCCCUCUACUCUAAGCUCUGUACCUGACGAUUUUCCUUUAUCGCGGUCGCCUUCACCCGUAUCCGAUCCACACCCUGAAAAUAAUCCCAGCGAUGUUGUAAAUAACAAAAACGAAUCACCAAAGCUACCGCCGGUCGAAGAAGAAGACAAAUUAAGAAGUCGAAGGACUGGUCGGCGGACACGAAAACGAAAAAUAGUGCGUGAUGAAGAAGAGGCACCAGAAGUUCCGGAAGAAAGGAAACCAAGGAACGGAAGAGUCUCUAAACCUGACAAUGACGCCCCAAGUAAUGAUAGUGACUCAGGAUCUGGACGAUCUCAGCGAAAACGACCCAAGGUCAGCGCUGUGCCAGACGAUAAAAAAGAAGAUGACCUAGCCGUGGCUGAACUGGACGAUACCUCCCACCCCAUAGCCAAUAUCAAGGAAGAAGAGGAAGAGGCUUUACAUCCAGAUUCGACUAUUACCAACGGUACAGCCAUUAUAGACGACGAACAUAUCGAAAAAUCAGCUGAGCCUGGAGACGAUGAACCGUCUCAUGCUAUGGAGGGUGCAUCACCGGCUGUUGGACCAGAAGACCGGAACUCAGUCGCAACCGGUGCAGAAGACGAAGAAGGUGAAGAUCAACCUCCACAACCAAAUGAUCAUGAAUAUCAGCAGAGUCAUAAGGAAGCACUCUUGGCCUUGACUCAUAUCGAAGUAGAAUUCGCACGGUUACGAGAGACGAUGUAUCAAGAGAAAAUGGCCGAGCUGAAGGAAGAAAUGACUUUAAUCACCGAUGGAACGCAUCCCGAGUUGGUCUCAUUAAUGGAGGAAAUAGAAUCUAAGAAGCGGAAACGCAUGGACACUGCAGCUGCAUGGUGUCGAUAUCAACAGUUGAAUUAUCGACGGCAAUAUGAAGGCUUCGAAUAUCAAGCUAAUGUGCACUUUAUCCAUAAGAAAAACGCCUUACGACGAGACAUGAUCAAUGGCCUGAAUGACAAGCGGUGGAAAUUGGACGAAGAGCGUGCAAAACUCGGUGAAUCAUCACCAUUGACUGGUACUGUACCUGAUCGAGCGGCCCUUGCACGCCACAAAAAGGUACAAAAAGCAGAAGCAUUGGAACUUCGACAUCUGCAAUCCGCCCUUGGAUUUCCAUUAGCGCCUAAUGUGCUUGGCAUUGGAAAAAAGGAUAUUGAUGAUGAUUUAGAGACGGCAAAAAAACUUAUUGAAGAGGAUUUAGAAGCUUUAGGUUUGACACGCGAAGCAAUGAGAUCGCCCAUGACAGCAACGCAAAGCGGUAGCAUACAUCCUACAGCAGUUGUAGGCACAUCGGAGCGGCUUCAGGGGAAAUCUGAUAACGGCGAGCAUACACUGGCGGAAGCUAAGCCUGUUGAUUACCAGAACGGCUCCAAUGUAAUAUCACCUCCACUCAAUAGCAACCCCAUAUAUAUCCAACAAGGCAAAUUACAAUAUCAUAAUCAUACAUUCAACAAAGGAGAUCAUUUCACGGUAGUAGAUGUUAAUGCAGGGCGGUACACGGCCAAGAUGCUAGUUGCACACGAAACUGAGAUUGUCAUACAACGGACAGAUGGAUCGAAAACGAGACUGCCGUUGGCAAUGAUUUGCGAAGGGAAAUAUCAGAUCUCCACCAAGUCAUAGUGGUUAAAAAUACCUUUGUAUUGCGCGCCAUGACAGCAUACGCCUUCCCUUAUCAUCUUG
This is a messenger RNA of Umbelopsis ramanniana AG, 2004 nucleotides long. RefSeq lists its product as uncharacterized. Gene Ontology annotation, cellular component: Sin3-type complex. The record is from RefSeq and is a predicted model, not a curated record. Gene Ontology annotation, molecular function: histone deacetylase binding. The coding region runs from base 58 to 1944 and encodes 628 amino acids. The transcript has 11 exons. Gene Ontology annotation, biological process: negative regulation of transcription by RNA polymerase II. NCBI's taxonomy places the organism in Eukaryota, Fungi, Mucoromycota, Umbelopsidomycetes, Umbelopsidales, Umbelopsidaceae.